Mercurialis annua (annual mercury) is the source of this 935-nucleotide messenger RNA. Its product is annotated as cold-regulated 413 plasma membrane protein 2-like. Lineage: Eukaryota; Viridiplantae; Streptophyta; Magnoliopsida; Malpighiales; Euphorbiaceae. The coding region runs from base 81 to 689 and encodes 202 amino acids. Gene Ontology annotation, cellular component: membrane. The transcript has 4 exons. The record is from RefSeq and is a predicted model, not a curated record.
UUAUCUCUCUAGUAAACUUCACCUUGUAAUGUUUAUAAGUUCAGCUUUUGAUCAACAAACAGUUUGAAACAAACAAAAAAAUGGGGAAAAAAGGUUACUUGGCAAUGAGGGAAGCUGAAUUAGCAAGUGACUUGUUGUCUUCUGAUAUUCAAGAUUUUCAGAUUGCUGCUAAGAAGUUAGCCAAUCAUGUUAUCACACUUGGCGGCUUGGGUUUCGGAUCUUUAUUUCUUGAAUGGCUUGCUUCUUUUGCUGCUAUUUAUUUGUUGAUCUUGGAUCGAACAAACUGGAAAACAAAUAUACUCACUGGCUUAUUGAUCCCUUACAUUUUCUUCAGUCUUCCUUCAGUGGUUUUCAGCCUUUUCAGAGGCGAUGUCGGGAAAUGGAUCGCGUUCGUUGCGGUUAUAUUGCGUCUUUUCUUCCCUAGUCGAUUCCCAGAUUGGCUGGAAUUACCGGCGGCUCUGAUAUUAGUGAUAGUGGCUGCUCCGGGAUUGUUUGCGAACACUAUAAGGGGAAACUGGAUAGGUGUGAUUAUAUCCCUUGCCAUUGCUGCUUAUUUGCUACAGGAACAUAUUCGUGCAUCUGGCGGAUUCAGAAACGCCUUUACAAAACCUCAUGGCGUAUCAAACACCAUUGGUAUUGUCCUUCUGUUUGCUUAUCCUGUCUGGGCGUUGGUCAUUGAUUUCCUGUAAGCAGACCCCGGAAAUCGCCUCGACAUUGGUUGAGCUUAUCUCGGUAGCUUAACCUGUUCGAGACUUGAACAUUCAUUGCUGUGUUAUUAAUAUGUUGGCAUUGGGUGUAUAUAAUUUGUUUGCUUGAAUCUUGAGACAUUGUGCUCAUUCUUAGUCCUUAGCUGUUGUACUAAGGUGUCAUUUAUUGUAUGCAUUUGAUUGAAGAAGUUGUUGAUUGAAUAUAUUGGACUGUGUUGCCAAUGUAAA